AUGGGGCGGUUAGUUGGCUUAGAAUUGAGUAAUUUCAAGUCCUAUAGAGGUGUCACCAAAGUAGGAUUUGGCGAGUCAAACUUCACAAGCAUUAUCGGCCCUAACGGUUCUGGUAAAUCAAAUAUGAUGGAUGCCAUCUCGUUCGUGCUCGGUGUACGCAGUAAUCACUUAAGGUCAAAUGUCUUGAAGGAUUUGAUCUAUAGAGGGAUCUUGAACGAUGGUAACGAUAACGAUAACGAUGAUGAUAGUGCCUCUGACGAUGAUGCGACCACCUCCAACCCGAAAUCUGCGUACGUGAAGGCCUUUUACCAGAAGGGAAACAAACUGGUGGAGCUCAUGAGGAUAAUCUCCAGAAACGGUGAUACUAGUUAUAAGAUUGAUGGUAAAUCUGUCUCCUAUAGGGACUAUUCCGUAUUUCUGGAAAAUGAAAAUAUUCUUAUCAAGGCCAAAAACUUCUUGGUGUUCCAAGGCGACGUUGAACAAAUUGCAGCACAGUCCCCGAUAGAACUGUCUAAAAUGUUCGAAGAGGUGUCAGGUUCUAUUCAGUAUAAAAAGGAGUAUGAUGAAUUAAAAGAAAAAAUUGAAAAAUUAGGCAAAUCUGCAACCGAAUCUAUCAAAAAUAGAAGAAGAAUUCACGGUGAAUUGAAAACAUACAAGGAGGGUAUUAACAAGAACGAGGAAUAUAUAAAACAAGUUGACAAAAAAAAUGAGCUGCAAAGGUUUCAGGCCCUAUGGCAGUUAUAUCAUCUGGAGCAGCAAAAGGAAGAGCUAAUGGAUAAGCUGUCGGCAUCUAACUCUGAAGUAUCGUCUCUAAAAGAAAAAAUAAACAACGAAAUGAAAUCGCUGCAGCGCUCAAAAUCUUCCUUUGUAAAGGAAGGCACUAUAAUUUCUAAGCAGAAAAGUAAAUUAGAGUAUAUUGUCAAAGAUAAAGAAAAACUAGUUUCAGAUUUGCGGCUAAUAAAAGUUCCUCAACAAGCGGCAGGAAAACGUAUUUCUCAUAUUGAAAAAAGAAUCGAAAGUUUACAGAGGGAUCUUGGAAGACAGGAAGCUUACGUAGAGAGAUUCGAAACACAACUGAAAGUAGUAACCAAAUCAAAGAAAACUUUUGAGGAGGAAAUCAAAGAAUCUGCCAGGAAUUAUGAGAAAUUUAAGCUAAACGAAAAUGACCUGAAGACAUACGAUCUUCUGCAUGAAAAAUAUCUAACUCAGGGGGGGUCAGUUCUAGAAGAAAAAAUCUCCCUUUCCAAUAACCAUAAACAGGAAAUACUGGACGAGUUGGACAGAUUUAACAAAAGGGCCGAUAUUUCCAAAAGGAGGAUAACAGAAGAGCUUUUGAUUACAGGUGAAAAAUUAGACACUCAAUUGAAUGAUUUGAGAGCUUCUUUGAAUGAAAAAAAUGCUCUUCAUACUGAACGGUUGAAUCAGCUGAAAAAACUGCAAUCUGAUAUUGAGUCAGCCAAUAACAAAGAAUAUGACUUGAAUUUCAAGUUGAGAGAGACCUUGGUGAAGAUCGACGACUUAAGUGCUAAUCAAAGAGAAACAAUGAAGGAAAGAAAAUUGAGAGAAAAUAUAGCGAUGCUGAAAAGAUUUUUCCCCGGUGUGAAAGGUCUUGUUCACGACCUUUGUCACCCAAAGAAGGAAAAAUACGGCUUGGCAGUGUCUACUAUUUUGGGUAGGAAUUUUGAUUCUGUAAUUGUAGAAAACUUAACUGUGGCUCAAGAAUGUAUUGCAUUUUUGAAGAAGCAACGUGCAGGCACCGCAUCUUUCAUACCACUUGACACUAUCGAGACAGAUUUGCCCACGUUAUCAUUGCCUGAUUCACAAGACUACAUUUUAUCCAUAAAUGCCAUAGAUUAUGACUCGGAAUAUGAAAAAGCGAUGCAGUAUGUAUGUGGAGAUUCCAUUAUCUGUAAUACAUUAAAUAUUGCCAAAGACUUGAAAUGGAAAAAAAGCGUGAGGGCCAAGCUGGUUACAAUCGAAGGGGCCCUAAUUCACAAGGCUGGUUUGAUGACAGGAGGUAUAUCGGGAGACGCUAAUAAUAGGUGGGACAAAGAAGAAUAUCAAGGCCUAAUGUCUCUAAAGGACAAACUGCUAAUCCAAAUCGAUGAGCUUUCCAAUAGUCAACGCUCUAACUCCAUUAGGGCAAGAGAAGUUGAAAAUAGUGUCUCUCUAUUAAAUUCUGAUAUAGCAAGUUUGAGAACCCAAGUAACACAACAAAAGCGCUCCUUGGAUGAAAAUAACUUAGAGAUUAAAUAUCAUAAUGACUUGAUAGAGAAGGAAAUCCAACCAAAGAUAACCGAAUUGGAGGAGAAACUGAAAAAUUUGGAGAACACUAGAAAUGAUUUAGAGAAAGAGAAGGAAGCACUGCAAAAUGACAUCUUCAAGAAAUUCACAGAUAAAAUCGGCUUCUCUAUCAAAGAAUAUGAAAAUCACUCUGGUGAGUUAAUGAGGCAACAGUCAAGAGAGUUACAACAGUUGCAAAAACAAAUCUUGACCGUUGAAAAUAAGCUACAAUUCGAAAAAGACAGAUUAAACACUACACAAAGGAGAUAUGAAAAGGCCCAGAAUGACCUGAAAAGCGCUCAAAUUGAAAUGAAGUCCUUGGAAGAGCAGGAAGAAGCAGCAGAAAUGAAAAUCAAAUCGUUAGAGUCCAAAUUGGAGGAGAAUAAAAUUCAUCUGGAGGGGUUGCAAAGGAAAUUUACAGCAAAGCAAAGCGAUUUAAAUUCCAAUGAAGACGUUUUAGAAGAUAUGAACAGUAACUUACAAAUCUUGAAAAGGGAAAGAGACGGCAUAAAGGAAGACACCGAAAAGUUUGACUUGGAAAGGGUGACGGCGUUGAAAAAUUGCAAAAUUUCCAAUAUAAAUCUGCCUAUAUUAUCGGAAACGACAAUAGAUGAUCUACCCAUCGCUUCUGGUGAUUCUGAAGCAAUUUCAAUUUCCAACAAAAUCGAUGUAGAUUAUAAAGGACUGCCCAAGAAAUACAAAGAAAGUAAUACUGAUUCGGCAAAGAAAGGGCUGGAUGAAAAAAUCCGUGAAGUGGAGGAAAUAUUGAACGAGUUGCAACCCAAUGCGAGAGCCGAAGAGAGGUAUGACGAGGCAGAAGAGAGAUUUGAAGUGAUUAAUAACGAAACGGAGGAAUUGAAGGCAGAAGAGAAGAAAAUAUUGAGUCAAUUUCUAAAGAUCAAGAGAAAAAGGAAAGAAUUAUUCGAAAAGACGUUUGAUUACGUGAGUGAUCAUCUAGAUGCAAUCUACAGAGAACUGACCAAAAACCCCAAUUCCAAUGUGGAACUGGCCGGUGGUAACGCCUCUCUAACUAUAGAAGACGAAGACGAACCGUUCAACGCGGGAAUCAAAUAUCAUGCAACUCCACCUUUGAAAAGAUUCAAGGAUAUGGAAUACCUUUCUGGUGGUGAAAAAACAGUGGCUGCGUUGGCUUUACUAUUUGCUAUCAACUCUUACCAGCCAAGCCCCUUCUUCGUCCUGGAUGAAGUGGACGCUGCCUUAGACAUAACCAAUGUCCAGAGAAUUGCAGCCUACAUAAGAAGACACCGUAAUCCGGACCUCCAGUUCAUCGUCAUUUCGCUGAAAAACACCAUGUUCGAAAAGUCUGAUGCACUCGUUGGCGUCUACAGGCAGCAACAGGAAAACUCCUCCAAGACCAUCACUUUGGACUUGAGCAAUUAUGCACUAUGA
This is a messenger RNA of Saccharomyces kudriavzevii IFO 1802, 3693 nucleotides long. It is a transcript of the gene SMC1, whose product is annotated as cohesin subunit SMC1. The coding region runs from base 1 to 3693 and encodes 1230 amino acids. Gene Ontology annotation, cellular component: nucleus; chromosome; cohesin complex. The transcript has a single exon. The record is from RefSeq and is a predicted model, not a curated record. NCBI's taxonomy places the organism in Eukaryota, Fungi, Ascomycota, Saccharomycetes, Saccharomycetales, Saccharomycetaceae. Gene Ontology annotation, biological process: sister chromatid cohesion. Gene Ontology annotation, molecular function: protein binding; DNA binding; ATP binding.